Molecule: messenger RNA, 489 nt
Organism: Musca vetustissima
Lineage: Eukaryota; Metazoa; Arthropoda; Insecta; Diptera; Muscidae
Gene: Ssk
Product: protein snakeskin
Exons: 3
Coding region: 1-489 (162 amino acids)
Biological process (GO): septate junction assembly
Source: RefSeq, a predicted model, not a curated record
AUGGUGUCCGUCGAAACAAUUGGUUCAAUAUUCAUCAAAGCAUUGAAAUUGAUCAUCAAUUUAAUUGUCCUGAUUUUGUAUCGCGUUGGUGAUGGUGGUGAAUUUUUGGGUGUUGGCGGAACAUGGAAUUUAAAUGAGGAGAAAAGUGCCGAUUGUGAAAUUGUCGCGUCGGGUGUAAUGGUUGGAUUCUUUAUUUAUACUGGAGUGCAUACCAUUGCAUUUUUGUUCGGUACUACCAAACAUAAGAGAGAACUAUCCGACACCAUUAUGAAUGUGGUGGGUACUCUGAUGUGGGUGGCCGUUGGUGGUGUUGCCUUGCAUUACUGGAAGGGUUACAUGAAGGAUAAUGAUUUCUUAUAUGUUGCCUCGGAAAGACAAGUCGGUAUUGCCAUGGGUGCCUUAUGUGUCAUUGAGGGUGCUCUCUAUCUGCUGGAUACUGUGUUGGCUUGCAUACAUUACUCCAAGGGUGAUACCGAUUAUGUGCAAUAA